AUGGGUCAGAAUGACAGGGAGGCGGAAGGGCGUGUGUCAGACAGCGGUGUCCAUUAUGAGGAGUCCCAUUUCGCACCGGAGUUGACGUUCUUGGUCAAAAAUGACAAGCAGACUGAACUGGGUAGAUUGAAACAGCCCUUCCUACUAGGAGUGUCCAAGGCACAACUUUGUGAACGUCGAGGUUGUGGCAAAGGCACCGCUCUCGACAGUUUAGACUGCCUCAGUCUUGCACAAGUUCCACCCAGACGUGAUAUUGUUGGUAAUCCCGCCUCCGCCUCCGCCUCCGCCUCCGCCUCCUUCCUCCGUGCAAGGGCAUCUCCAGCCAACAAGGUGAUUGGCAAAAAGAUUGAGGAGUAA
Messenger RNA from Hydatigera taeniaeformis, 357 nucleotides. NCBI's taxonomy places the organism in Eukaryota, Metazoa, Platyhelminthes, Cestoda, Cyclophyllidea, Taeniidae. The record is from the annotation of a GenBank genome assembly.